Messenger RNA from Aspergillus saccharolyticus JOP 1030-1, 2820 nucleotides. RefSeq names its product putative RNA-binding protein (Nab3). Gene Ontology annotation, molecular function: RNA binding. Lineage: Eukaryota; Fungi; Ascomycota; Eurotiomycetes; Eurotiales; Aspergillaceae. The record is from RefSeq and is a predicted model, not a curated record. The coding region runs from base 1 to 2820 and encodes 939 amino acids. The transcript has 5 exons.
AUGACGCCCCAUUCCCCAGAUGAAGCUCUUCACUUUCGAGGCAAGACCCUGACUCCCGAAAGCCCUCGCCCGCUGCACGUCGCGGAGCCGGCCAAAAUUCCCGUGCUCCAGAACCAGAUGGAUCCUGUUUUCAACGACACUUCGACUUAUGAGAAGUCCUCGGAUUACUUCCACGGACUCAACUCCCAGGCGCAUCAGAAUGGAUCAGAUUCCUAUGCAUCCCAUGGCCCCUAUGGUGGUUUAGAAGCAAUGAGGGGAAAUGCGACCGGCUCCGCGCAACAAGCCCCGGAGCAACCACCACCGCCACACUAUCUGCAUCAUCCACAUCACCCACAUCAUAUACAAGGUAGCUUCCAACCUGGCUCUUUUACUCUGGAUGAGGGUUCGUCGAACGAUAGGAAUCACUUCACACAGUCUGCUGGUGCUUUCCUCGCCCAGGCGUCUCUGCUGCCAUCAGAUCGAUCUGCCCCCUCCAAUCCGUAUUCCUCUAUGAACCGGGGAGCAACCGCCGCAAACUCUUCUCUAACCACAUUGCCUCCAUCAGAUGCCGCUGCCAUUCUAGCUCACUCUAUGCCCGAUGCCCCUCCCUCUUCCUCCCAUGCCGCCCAGAAUUACCCCAGUGCGAGUCAGGUAAACCCUGCUGUUGCCAGCUGGACGACCUCGUUUCCCCCGUCCGAUCGCCUAGUCUCCCAAAACAAACCCGCUGAUAGCACCGGUGAGGAUGGUGUCGACUUUCAGAACCUCCUCGAUAAUCUUCCCCCUUCCUCUACUGCUCCCUCUGCCCCUACUGUCGCAGAAACCGCGCCUUCAACGGCCGCCGAUGCUUCUGCGCUCUCCCAAACGGGAACAGACGACCUGGGACUUCCCCCGCGCCCCCCUCCCCAAGACAAACCCUCGAUCCAUCCCAACUACAAUGCCACUGAUGACAUCCGUUCCUACCAUCAACUUCCCCCUAAUAAUUCCACCGCGCAGCCCUCGUCUCCCUCCUAUGCCGCCCAACAAAGUAAUAAUUAUCAGUCCAACCCGGGUGUAUCACCCUUGGCAGCAGCUGGUGCCCCAGGAACCUCUUCGGGAGUAAGCGCGCUGCCGCCUCCCCCUGUGGCGAGCUUCCAGCAUGCAGAGCCUCAAGAGGCUGCUGCGGCCGGGACCCCCGCUGCCAAUACUGCUUCCUCCGCCGCUGUUUCGGCAACGACCACUAAGAACGGUCGUGCGGAACGACCAAGUGCUCGGCAGUCAUCCAAAAGCGCCGAUGAAGAUACUCCAUGGGGCCCCGAAGUGCAGAAGAAAUACGACGAGUUUCUUCAUGACGAGAGGAUUUAUGUCACAGAAGGUCUCUGGGAUCGCUUCCCGCCUGGUUCCAGAUUAUUUGUUGGAAAUCUUCCUACGGAACGAGUGACGAAGAGGGAUUUGUUCCAUAUCUUUCACAAGUUCGGCAAACUAGCCCAGAUCUCGAUUAAACAAGCUUACGGGUUCAUUCAAUUCCUGGACUCGUCUGCUUGCAAGAAUGCGUUGGAUUCUGAACAAGGAGCAGUCGUGAGAGGACGGAAAGUCCAUCUUGAAAUCUCAAAACCGCAGCGAAACACAAGACCAGGAACCGCUUUGGGCGAGCAGCCUCGUGCGCCACCGCCUAGACGGUCGAGAUCGCCUGAAUACAGUCGGGGCGGUCCAUCUGGCAACCGUAACGCACGAGCUCAAGCCGAGCGUUAUGAUAGACCAUACGAAUCUGGCAGAGUGCCAUUCAGCGACUUCAGGGAUGAACCGAGCCAUCGGAGACGCGACGACUACCGACCUCCUCGAUCACCAUCCCCACGUGCUUUUCGCGGCCGAGAUGGAUACAGGUCUCGAGAUCGGACGCCUGAGCGGUAUGACCGCCGGGAGAGGCGACGUUCUCGGUCUCCUUAUGCCCGGGAUAGAAGAUAUCGCAGCCCAAGCCCACGGGCCCGUGGGACCUAUGAAACAGAGACCGACAUACCGGUUCCGCGGAGGGCCCCAAGAGAUGUCCCAGAAGUGCAGCUUCUAGUGCUCGAGGAAGUUGAUCGGAAUUUCUUAUUCCACGUUGAGAAUUCGUUCCGCAACCGUGGGCUUCGAGUUGACAGUCUAGUGCUGGGCCCGAGGAUCCCGCUCAGUGCUGCCGUUCAACGUCAGAUCCAGGAGGGUGUCCUUGCGAUUGUGAGACUGUCGCGACCAAGCCAAUUCUCGAGAAAGAUCCCAUUGCAGCUAUUUGAUCGAAGCGCCGGCUCGGAUAAUGUUCGAUCAAACGAAUACCCCGAUGUUGAACCCAGCAUUGCGGCUGAGAUUGUUUUUCAUGCACAAUCUGUCCAACGCGGCGGGUCUCAUCCCUUCACACCAAAUCCGGCUUUUGGUGUAGCCCUCCCUGCUCCGGCUGCAUCAGUGCCUCAAGCUCCUCUGCCUACCAUGCCGAAUCAGCCGAAUAUUGCCAAUCUGAUCACAUCUCUCGAUGGGCCAACUUUACAAUCCCUUCUUGGGGUACUUCAACAGCAGCAGCAACGUCCGUCGGCUGUUCCCAGCGCGCAGCAGCCUUUCGCCCCUGCUGCCGUUCCUCCUGCCACACCGCACACGACCGCGGAUCUCGCUAGUCUGCUGAACGCUGCGACUCGACAACCCAUGCCGGCGAAUCCUCAGCAGCCGCUGGCUCCGCAACCCUUCCCUUUACAGGCGCCUAAUGCUCCGGUGGUUUCAGAUCCUAAUCUGAUCUCUCUGCUUGCGAAGGGUCUGGGAGGUCAACAGGCGCAGAACCAAGCUGCUGUCGGUCACCAGGUGCAGAAUAUCAUGCAUCAGCUGGGUAAAUGGAAGCAGUGA